Molecule: messenger RNA, 2082 nt
Organism: Kuraishia capsulata CBS 1993
Lineage: Eukaryota; Fungi; Ascomycota; Pichiomycetes; Pichiales; Pichiaceae
Exons: 1
Coding region: 1-2082 (693 amino acids)
Biological process (GO): nuclear-transcribed mRNA catabolic process, deadenylation-dependent decay; translation; translational termination
Cellular component (GO): translation release factor complex
Molecular function (GO): GTP binding; GTPase activity; translation release factor activity
Source: RefSeq, a predicted model, not a curated record
AUGUCGGGAUAUAACAAUUACAACAACAACAAUCAGGCAUACGAUCCUAAUGCUCUGUCCAAUGACCUCUCUAAGGCUUCGCUGGAAGGAGGCAAUCAGAACAACAGGUUCAACCCCAGCGCUGCCCCAUCGUUCACCCCAAAUGUGAACGCUCAGAGCUACGUUCCUGGGCAAUACGGAGGUGGAUAUUCUCAAUAUGCUGGCUCAUUCAACCAGUAUGCCGCCCCAGAUCAGCAGCAACAGCAGUACAGCCAAUACAACCAGUUUCAGAGCAAUCGCGGAGGCUACUCUAACCAGUACAACAACCGUGGAGGCUUCAACAAUAAUUACAACAGUUACAACCAGUACAGCCAGCAGCAACCCGUGGAGCAAAGUGGUGCUCAGGGUAUGAGUUUGGAGGAGUACACCAAACAGCAGCAAAGCGCGUUGAACUCCAAGAUUCCAACCACGAAGCCUAAGGUCAAGCUGAACAUGGGUGGUAUCAAAAUCGUGAAGAGAGAACCCAAGCCAGAGGUCAAAGAGGAGGUGAAGGAGGCUGCAAAGGAGGCUGCAAAGGAGGAGGUCAGUGAGACCAAGACUGAGCCAGUUGCGGAGGCCAAGGAGACUCCUAAGGAGGAUGCCAAGGAAGAGACCAAGGAGGCCCCUGUAGUUAAGGAGGCUGCUAAACCUGUUUCUGCUCCAAAGACAGAGACAAAGAAGGAGGAGGCCAAAGACGAUGCCCCUAAGAAGACGGCAGAUUUGGUCGCCAAGCAGCAGGAAGAGGAGAUUGACAUCUCCAUCGUAAAGGACAUGUAUGGUGGAAAGGACCAUUUGUCGAUCAUUUUCAUGGGCCAUGUCGAUGCUGGUAAGUCCACCAUGGGUGGUAACAUCCUUUUUCUCACCGGUGCCGUUGACAAGAGAACCGUGGAAAAGUAUGAGCGUGAAGCCAAGGAUGCCGGUCGUCAAGGUUGGUAUUUGUCUUGGAUCAUGGACACCAACAAGGAGGAGAGAAAUGAUGGUAAGACCAUUGAGGUUGGAAAGUCUUACUUUGAGACUGACAAGAGAAGAUACACCAUUCUGGAUGCCCCAGGUCACAAGAUGUAUGUCUCUGAGAUGAUUGGUGGAGCCUCGCAAGCCGAUAUCGGUAUCUUGGUGAUUUCUGCCAGAAAGGGUGAAUACGAAGCUGGUUUCGAAAAGGGUGGUCAAUCCAGAGAACACGCCAUUCUUGCAAAGACCCAGGGUGUGAACAGGCUGGUGGUUGUCAUCAACAAGAUGGACGACCCAACUGUGAACUGGUCGAACGAAAGAUACACCGAGUGUAUCACCAAGCUGGCUGCUUACUUGAAGGGUGUUGGCUACGGAAAGAACGAGGUGGUUUAUAUGCCAGUUUCGGGUUACACGGGUGCUGGUUUGAAGGACAGAGUUCCAGCCAAGGAGUGCCCUUGGUACUCCGGUCCUUCGCUGCUGGAGUACCUUGACUCCCUUGACACCAUGGACAGAAAGAUCAACGCUCCAUUCAUGUUACCAAUAUCGGGCAAGAUGAAGGAUCUGGGUACCGUUGUGGAAGGUAAGAUCGAGUCUGGACACAUCAAGAAGAGUGACAGCGUGCUGCUGAUGCCCAACAGAACUUCGGUGGAAAUUUUGGCCAUCUACAAUGAAGUCGAAGAGGAAACCGCUAGCGCAUUCUGUGGUGACCAAGUGAGGCUCCGUAUCAAGGGUGUUGAAGAAGAAGACGUCUCCAGUGGCUACGUCUUGACAUCCUCGCUGAACCCAGUAAAGACCGCAACAAGAUUCGAGGCCCAGAUCGCCAUUGUCGAGCUGAAGUCCAUCAUGGCUACCGGUUUCGCGUGUGUCAUGCACAUCCACACUGCCAUCGAGGAGGUGGCAGUCACCAAGCUGUUGCACAAACUUGAGAAGGGCACCAACCGUAAGUCCAAGAAACCUCCGGCAUUUGCCAAGAAGGGAAUGAAGAUCAUUGCAAUCCUGGAAACCAACGAACCAGUGUGUAUGGAGACUUUUGAGGACCACCCACAGUUGGGUAGAUUCACCCUCAGAGACCAAGGCCAGACCAUUGCCAUUGGAAAGGUCACGAAGUUAUUGUAA